Molecule: messenger RNA, 937 nt
Organism: Frankliniella occidentalis (western flower thrips)
Lineage: Eukaryota; Metazoa; Arthropoda; Insecta; Thysanoptera; Thripidae
Product: gastrula zinc finger protein XlCGF7.1-like
Exons: 3
Coding region: 1-759 (252 amino acids)
Biological process (GO): central nervous system development; regulation of transcription by RNA polymerase II
Cellular component (GO): nucleus
Molecular function (GO): DNA-binding transcription factor activity, RNA polymerase II-specific; RNA polymerase II cis-regulatory region sequence-specific DNA binding
Source: RefSeq, a predicted model, not a curated record
AUGGAGACGCAGAGCAAAAUUGAACUCCGACAAUGCAACAAUGAAACAGCUGCCUCGCCGAUGUCAAAGGAAGAGCAUUUCCAGUGUACUGUGUGCAACAAGAAAUUUACGAGAAGUGGUAAUCUCCGCAGACAUCUUCGAACCCACACAGGAGAACAGCCUUUUGAGUGUGCUGUGUGCAACAAGAAAUUUAACCGGAGUAAUGGUCUCCGCUCACAUCUUCGAACACACACAGGCGAACAGCCUUUUGAGUGUAGUGUGUGCAACAAGAAAUUUGCAGAUAGUAGUAAUCUCCGCACACAUCUUCGAACCCACACAGGAGAACAGCCUUUUGAGUGUACUGUCUGCAACAAGAAAUUUACGAAUAGUAGUAAUCUCCGCACACAUCUUCGAACCCACACAGGAGAACAGCCUUUUGAGUGUACUGUCUGCAACAAGAAAUUUACGAGUAGUAGUAAUCUCAGCACACAUCUUCGAAGCCAUACAGGCGAACAGCCUUUCGAGUGUAGUGUGUGCAACAAGAAAUUUGCAGAUAGUAGUGGUCUUCGCUUACAUCUUCGAACUCACACAGGAGAACAGCCUUUUGAGUGUAGUGUGUGCAAGAAGAAAUUUACGGGUAGUAGUAAUCUCCGCACACAUCUUCGAAGCCACACAGGCGAACAGCCUUUUAAGUGUAGUGUGUGCAACAAGAAAUUUGCAGAUAGUAGUAAUCUCCGCUCACAUCUUCGAACCCACACAGGCGAACAGCCUUUUGAGUGAAGUGUGUGCAACAGGAAAUUUACGAAUAGUAGUACACAAACAUCUUCGAACUUACUGAGGAGAACAGCCUUUUGAGUGUACUGUGUGCAACAAGAAAUUUACGCAUACUACUGGUCUCCGCACACAUCUCCUAACUCUCACAGGAGUGGUUUUUGAGUGUACAGUGCGUCACAAGAAA